AUGAAGUGGCAAAAAGUCAAAUACGAAGGAGGAAAAAAAUCUUCCAAAAAUAAAUAUUUUGGUUAUUCUCAACAAAAUCUUAGUGACGCUUUAGAUGCUGUUGCGAAAGGAUUAUCUAUAAGAGCUGAGAGUAAAAAAUUUCAAUUGCCUUUCUCUACCGUAAGAUGUAAGGUUAAAGACAUUUAUGCUAUUGGAAAAAAAAGUGGCCCGAGUACUGUUUUGACUACUAAAGAGGAACAACAAUUAGUUGAAUGGAUACUUUUCGUUGGCAAAAAAGGUUUUCCGUGUACUAAAGACAUGCUUAUUAACAGUGUCAAAUUAUUAAUGAAGGAGUUGAAACGGAAAAAUCCGUUCACUAAUGAUAAACCAGGGAGGAACUGGCUCGAAGCUUUCUUAAAGCGUCAUCCUGAGCUUUCUCUACGAACACCUCAAAAUCUAUGUGAAAGGCGAGCUCAAGUUACCGAGGAAAAACUACGUGGCUGGUUUCACGAAGUUGAAGAUUAUCUCCGGUCGAAACAUUUGUUGGAUAUUGACCGAUCUAGAAUAUUUAAUUGCGAUGAGACAGCGUUUUUCCUGAAUCCAAAGGAAAAUAAAGUAAUUACUGAUAAGAAGUCUAAAGGUAUAUAUAAUUUAGUAGGCGCAAAUGACAAGGAAUGUUUAACAGUAUUGAUUACAGGUAAUGCAGAUGGACAGAUAUUACCACCUAUGGUAAUGUUCUCAUACCAGAGAUUACCUGCUAUCAUUAUUGAGAAAGUACCUAGAGGUUGGAGCAUUGAGAGGUCCGAUAAUGAGUGGAUGACGGGAGAAUCAUUUUAUGAAUACACGACCAAUGUAUUCUAUCCAUGGUGCUUACAAAGUGGAAUUCAGUUUCCUAUAAUCAUGUAUUUGGAUGGACACUCUUCAUAUGCUACGAUGGCAUUGAGUGAUUUUUGUAUAGCACACGGGAUCGAACUCAUAUCCAAACUCAACGCACAUUACACAACCCAUAGAUGUGGCUUUAUUUCGACCUUUGAAGGAUGCCUGGAAAAAAGCUGUUUCUAAUUAGAGGAUUCAAAAUGAUGGCAAUAUGAUCAAAAAAUCAGACUUCGCUCCACUUUUAACCCUUAUGUCAAUACCCGGGUACCCGGG
Messenger RNA from Ooceraea biroi (clonal raider ant), 1128 nucleotides. RefSeq lists its product as uncharacterized. Gene Ontology annotation, molecular function: DNA binding. NCBI's taxonomy places the organism in Eukaryota, Metazoa, Arthropoda, Insecta, Hymenoptera, Formicidae. The record is from RefSeq and is a predicted model, not a curated record. Gene Ontology annotation, cellular component: nucleus.